ACCAAAGUAUUGAGCAUGGCUACAGUUCUGGGCCCAAGACCUCCACAGAAGCAGGCAGGGCCUGUGAUUAUAAAAGUGAAAGAAGAGAAGGAAAAAUGCCUUCCUAACCUGGAGUUAUUCCGCCAGCGCUUCAGACAGUUUGGGUACCAUGACACGCCUGGCCCCCGGGAGGCACUCAGCCAACUCCGGGUGCUCUGCUGUGAGUGGCUGAGGCCCGAGCUGCACACCAAGGAGCAGAUCCUGGAGCUGCUGGUGCUGGAGCAGUUCCUGACCAUCCUGCCCGAGGAGCUCCAGGCCUGGGUGCGGGAGCACUGCCCUGAGAGUGCUGAAGAGGCUGUUACACUAUUGGAAGAGCUGGAGCAAGAGCUGGAUGAACCAAGACAAGAGGUCUCAGCUGUUCCAGAUGAACAGAAAGAGCUGGAGGAGAAAGAGUCAUCUUCAGGAACCGCGAAAGAGCCCUUGUGCCGCAUGCAGCCACAACCUAUGGAGACCACGCACAAAUACGAAUCUUGGGAGCCUCUCCAUAUCCACGAGGUUGAUGAGGUGCCGGAUUUCACCCAUCGAAGAAAGAUCCAAGAUUAUAAAUCAAACACCCAGAAAAAGAAAACAACAUAUAAGCAACCAAGUUCUGAAGAAGUCUCUCGUACAUUUCAAGGGGAUGCUGUUACCAAGAGAAUGGAUGAUAAAUAUGAGGCUCGAUUAGAAAAGCCGCAGGCAAACCUUGACAGGGAAAAAGGAACAAAAUCUCCUACCCAAGACAUAGGACCCAAGAAAGGCAGAGAAUUGAUUCCUGUAAAUCUCGCCAAAAGAGAGAAACGUUACAUAUGUGCAGAGUGUGGAAAAGCCUUUAGUAAUAGCUCCAAUCUUACUAAGCACCGGAGAACACACACUGGCGAGAAACCUUAUGUGUGCACUAAAUGUGGGAGAGCCUUCAGCCACAGUUCAAACCUUACCCUUCACUAUAGAACACACAUGGUGGAGCGACCCUAUGACUGUGGCGAGUGUGGAAAAGCCUUCAGUCAGAGCUCGGAUCUCCUGAAACACCAGCGAAGUCACACUGGAGAGGCGCCGUAUCAGUGUAAAGAUUGUGGGAAAUCUUUCAGUGGCAAAGCGAGCCUCAUUCGCCAUUACCGGACACACACUGGAGAGAAGCCUUAUCAGUGUGAUGAGUGUGGGAAGAGAUUUAGUCAGCACGCCGGUCUCAGUUCCCAUCAGAGACUCCACACUGGAGAGAAGCCAUAUAAAUGUGAAGAAUGUGGCAGAGCCUUCAACCACAGCUCCAAUUUUAAUAAGCACCAUAGAAUCCAUACUGGGGAAAAGCCCUAUUGGUGUACUAACUGUGGAGAAACCUUCUGUAGUAAGUCAAAUCUUGCCAAGCAUCAGAGAGUCCACACUGGAGAGGGAGAAGUACUAUAA
This is a messenger RNA of Elephantulus edwardii (Cape elephant shrew), 1416 nucleotides long. RefSeq names its product zinc finger and SCAN domain containing 21 (gene ZSCAN21). Gene Ontology annotation, molecular function: RNA polymerase II cis-regulatory region sequence-specific DNA binding; DNA-binding transcription factor activity, RNA polymerase II-specific. NCBI's taxonomy places the organism in Eukaryota, Metazoa, Chordata, Mammalia, Macroscelidea, Macroscelididae. The coding region runs from base 16 to 1416 and encodes 466 amino acids. The transcript has 3 exons. The record is from RefSeq and is a predicted model, not a curated record. Gene Ontology annotation, biological process: regulation of transcription by RNA polymerase II.